AUGCUUUACGCCGUGCUUCCCCCCGCCUCCGACCCGCUUCCCCCGCUUCCCUCCGCCCAUGCGCGCGACUCCUCUCCGGCAAGCAGCGCGCGCAACUCGCGCGGCGCCGCUGCGGUUGACGGGGCGGCGCAUGGGCGGAAGGGAGCGCACGCGCGGACGAAAUCGUGGGACGUAGGGGCGGGUGCGGAAGGCGGGGGGGAGGGGGGAAGAGCAGCGGACGCGGGGGGAGGAGCUGCGGCUCCGCGGUUAGUGCCCGCCAUGAUGACGUCACUGUCGCUCACUGUGGAGUGCCUGAUGACGACAGCAAGUGUCAGCAUACAGGGCACGUGGGAAGUUGGGGAGUAUGCGCGGGGGCGCGGGCAAGGGGGAGGAGGGGGAGGCGGAGGGGAAGGCAGAGGGGAAGGGGGAGGAGGUGGCGGAGGGGAUGGUGGGGUUGAAGGGGAGGAGCAACAGCAGUGCUGCGACUGCCUUUUUGUGCUGCCCACGUCUCACAGGAGCCAUGUGACAGCAGUGGAGGUGACGUUAGCAGAUGGAAGGUUCCUCGCAACUGCAGUGCUCCCAGCGGACGAGGCAGAGGCAGCGUGCAGGGCGAGCCAAGAACGGGCGGCAGCCGCCCACUCCGCCGCCCAGCCCGUGCCGCCCAGGCCGGCCCGCUCCUCGUUCCUGCGCCUUUCGUCUGCUAGCUUUAGCAGGAGCGGCAGCAGCCGGCAUCGGUGGAAAAGCCAAGAGGGAGUGGGGGAUGGGGAUGGGAGGGCUGAAGCAAGAACGGGCGAGUGGGGAGAGAGCAGUGGGAAGGAAGGCGGUGUGAGUGGGGGUGUGGAGAGGGGGGAGGGUGGGGUUGAACGUGGUGAAGGUGGUGGUGAGAGUGAGUGGAGAAGGGGAGGGGAUGACGAGGAUGAGGAGGAGGAGGAGGUGGAGGGGAGUGGAGGGCAGCGGCGUCGGUGUGUGGCGAGGCGGCAUGCAGCUGUGCUUUUGGAUGAGAGCCCCGUGCACACACCGCACAUGCUCAGGCUCAGAAUACCCAAGGUACCCCAGGGCAGCAGUGUGCGCGUGCGGGUGACAUACGUGGAGGCGAUGGCGGGGCGGCAGGGGUACAGCGAGAUGAGCGUGCCGCUGACAGUGCCCUUGGGGUGCGUGCCUGGCGACCUGGCGGUGCAGGACGUGGUGCGAGUGAGCUGCACCAUUAACAGCGGGCUGCAGUGCCCCAUGAAGAUAGGCGACUUCAACCACCCCAUGAAGGUGGUGUUUGUGGACUUGGGGCGAGCCACGUUUGUGGGCCAUCCAAUCGAUGAGGACCCCGAGGCAUGGCCCAACGCCGACUUCACCAUCUCCUUCCAGGUGGUAACAGAGGACGUGAGUGCAGCAGUGCUCGUGCAAGCGCCUCUCAUCGGAGACCCCGAUCCCCGUGCCGCCUUCGCCCUUUCAAUGGCUCCGCCCGAUCCCUCCCAAUUCUCAAUUCUUCCUCAUCUCUCCCCUUGCACCUCUGCCGCUGUCCACACUGCAUCCCUUGCUUCACACUCCUCUCCUUCCAAACCGCAACUCUGCUCCAAAUCCGAGUCUCCCCUGCCAUGCCAUCUGCCCCUCCUAUCGCCCUCGGUUCUCCUCUUACUCUCUACACCCCGCCAACUGCUUCUAUUUCCACAACCAUGUUCUCACCUCAACCUGCUUCUUCACAUGCCGCCCUCCAAUGCGUUCGUCUCUUUCUGGGCACCUUUUUUCACAACCCUCUCUCCCGCCAGCCGAGCCGUCGUGUUCGUCCUUGACAGCGAGACAGGGCUGAGGGGCCGCCCCAUGGAAGACGCACGCAGGGCGGUGGCAGCGGCACUGAGGCGCUUAAAGCCCCACGACUCGUUCGCAGUGGUGUCGUUUGACUUCGAGCUGCUGCUGCUGGAUGACGAGCUCGAGGCCGCCUCGCCUCUUUCCACUGCAACCCUCCCUUCCUCGGUCGCCCCUCCAUCCCCCUCCACGCCUCUCCAUCCCUCUCCACCCCUCGACAGCCGAGCCGUCGUGUUCAUCCUUGACAGCGAGUGCGGCCUAAGAGCCCGCCCCAUGGAAGACGCACGCAGGGCGGUGGCAGCGGCACUGAGGCGCUUAAAGCCCCACGACUCGUUCGCAGUGGUGGCGUUUGACUUCGAGCUGCUGCUGCUGGACGACGAGCUCGAGGCCGCCUCGCCUGAGGCUGUACGCCGCGCGUGCAAGUUCGUGCUGCAGGCACAUGACUGGCCGCAGCCGACUAAUGCGCUCACGCCAUUGCAGCUGGUGGGUGGGUGGAGAGCGGCGUUCAGGAUGCUGAGGGGCCACACGGCAGCGCUGCAGCAGAUCGUGCUCAUCACGGACGGCCCUGUGCGGGCGGAGCGCCGAGUGUGCCACUGGGUGCAGCGCGCCCUGGCUGACUGGGGGGGCACCGCCCCUCGCAUCUUCACCUUCGGCAUCGGCCCAUCGGUGAAUCCUUUCUUCCUCAAGUGGCUUGCUGCUGCCACCCGCGGCUCUUCACAGGUCACCCGCAAUCCAGGCGGCUGGAUGGAAUGCUGCAGGCCAUGGCUCGCCCGCUCGUCACCAACAUUGCCAUCCGCGACCUGCCGCCCGCCUGUGAGCUCUACCCCUACCCCAUCCCGGACUUAUAUGCAUCUG
Molecule: messenger RNA, 2631 nt
Organism: Closterium sp. Naga37s-1
Lineage: Eukaryota; Viridiplantae; Streptophyta; Zygnematophyceae; Desmidiales; Closteriaceae
Source: the annotation of a GenBank genome assembly